CUCCGGAAGUGCAGUGUGUGUGUCGGUGUUUGUUGGUGUGUGUGUGUGUGACGCGGAGCCGCAGCCGGACAGCGAGCCGGACGCCGCGGCGGACAGACGGAGGAGUCUCGCUCUCUGAGAGGUGAGCGAGCCGCGCGAGGCCAGGUAACUCAGUUCCCAUGAUGCCUUGCAGAGUCCCGGUUCGUCCGGCCGGUCCGACCCGGUUCGGGCUGCUGCUGCUGGGCCUGCUGCUGGUGUGUAUGUGUGUGUGCGCGCGCGCGGAGAGCCGGGACUACUACGAGCUGCUGGGGGUCAACAGGGAGGCCACGAGCCGCGAGAUCCGCCGCGCCUUCAAGAAGCUCGCGCUCACCAUGCACCCCGACAAGAACCCGGGUGACCCCUCGGCCCACGACAGGUUCCUGCAGGUGAGUCGGGCGUAUGAGGUGCUGAAGGACGAGGACCUGAGGAAGAAGUACGACAAGUACGGAGAGAAGGGGCUGGACGAGCAGCAGGGCGGGCGUUAUGAGAGCUGGAGCUACUACCGCUACGACUUCGGGAUCUAUGACGACGAUCUGGAGGUCAUCACGCUGGACAGGGGAGACUUUGAGGCAGCGGUGAAUUCUGGAGAAAUCUGGUUCAUCAACUUCUACUUCCCACGAUGCUCCCACUGCCACCAGCUGGCUCCUACGUGGAGGGAGGUUGCCAAGGAGAUGGAGGGUGUGAUCAGGAUUGGAGCGGUGAACUGUGGAGACAACAACCGACUCUGCAGGAGCAAAGGAAUCACCAGUUACCCCAGUCUGUACAUCUACAGGACUGGUCAGAAACCAGAGAAGUACCAUGGGGAACGUUCCAAGGAGAACCUGGUCCAGUUCUCCAUGCAGUUCAUCACAACCACGGUGACUGAGCUAUGGCAAGGCAACGUGUUCAGUGAGAUAGAGGGAGCGUUCUCAUCUGGACUGGGAUGGCUGAUCACCUUCUGCUCUGAGACUGGAGAUUGCCUGGAGUCGAGGACCAGACUGCAGCUGGCUGGCAUGUUGGAGGGUCUGGUUAAGGUGGGCUGGAUGGACUGCACCACCCAGGAGCAGCUGUGUGAAAGUUUCCAGGUGAGUGGAGGAGCGACCGGCUUCUUCCCAGCAGGAAGUUCUCUGCAGCAGCAGGGCAGCGUGCUGUGGCUGCAGACUCUGGACAGGAAGGAGAUUUACAGUCAGGUCAUCGAUCACCUGCCUGACCUGGAGCUGCUGACCAAUGACAGCUUCCAGAGGAAGUUGGCGCGUCACCGCUGGCUGGUCAGUUUCUCGUUCGGCGACAGAGGCCUCGCCUCCAACGAGUACAAGAAGCUGCAGGCCCUGCUCAGGAACGACCACAUACAGGUUGGCCGGGUGGACUGUCUGUCUGACGCGGAGCUGUGUCGCUCUCUCUACAUCCACAAGUCCUGUCUCGCCGUCUUCAAGGGUCUGGGCAUCCACGACUUCGAGAUCCACCACGGUAAGGACGUGCUGUACAACAUUGUGGGGUUUGCAAAGGAGAGCGUCAACGCCCACGUGACGACGCUGCGGCCCGACAACUUCCCCUCCGACAGGAAGGAGCCGUGGCUGGUCGACUUCUUCGCUCCAUGGUGUCCCCCGUGUCAGGCUUUACUUCCUGAGCUGAGGAAAGCUUCGAUCCAGCUGGCCGGCCAGAUGAAGUUCGGCACACUGGACUGCACCAUCCACCACGACCUCUGCUCUAUGUAUAACAUCCAGGCGUAUCCGACGACGGUGAUCUUCAAUCGUUCCUCAGUUCAUGAAUAUGAGGGUCAUCACUCGGCUGACGGCAUCCUGGAGUUCAUACAGGACCUGGUCAGUCCAUCUGUGGUGGUUUUGGAUCCUGACAGCUUCAGGGACAAAGUCAAAGGUCGAGCUGAAGGACAGAUCUGGGCGGUGGAUUUCUACGCUCCCUGGUGUGGCCCCUGUCAGGCCCUGAUGCCCGAGUGGAGACGCAUGGCCAGGCUGAUCUCAGGUCAGAUCCUGGUGGGUUCUGUGGACUGUCAGCGGUUCCAGCCGUUCUGUCAGAGUCAGGGUGUGAGGUCGUACCCCGAGAUCCGCCUGUACCCCCACAACACCCGGCAGCCCGACCGAUACAUGAGUUAUAACGGUUGGCACAGAGAUGCCCAGUCAUUGAAGCUGUGGGUGCUAAGCUCCCUCCCCAGGGUGUCGGUGGAUCUGACCCCAGAGUCUUACAGAUCCCUGGUUCUGUCGGGUCGGGAGCACUGGGUGGUCGACUUCUACGCCCCCUGGUGUGGACCCUGCCAACACUUCGCCCCCGAGUUUGAAGUCCUGGCCCGGAUGGUUAAAGGGGAGGUUCGGGCAGGGAAGGUGGACUGUCAGGCUCAUUAUCAGACCUGUCAAUCAGCUGGAGUCACUGCCUACCCCACUGUCCGGUUCUACCCCUACAUCGGAACAACAAAGCGCCAUCAGAGCGGCGAGUACGUGAACAGCCGUGACGCUCAUGUGAUCGCUGACGUCCUCAGACAGCGACUGGAACAGCUUUCAAAACAGUCACACAGCAAACUCAAGGACGAGCUCUGAGGAUCAGGGGGCGGAGCCAAAGGAAGGACUGCACUCUGAUUGGACUGUGAUGAACUGAGAGGAUUUUGAUUGGUCAGUGCGAAUGCCAGUCACACUCCAAGAGAAGACGACAGGAAGUCAGACAGACAGUCAGUCAGAGAGACAGACGGACUGAACAUAACAUUCUGACUGAACUGAAUGUACUGAACACACACACACCUUUCUGCCUGUUUUUAUUGUUUUUAUUUACUCUGUGAUGUAAAGGUGUGGGGCACUGCAACGAUAACAUGUUACUGACACACACACACACACACACACACACACACACACACACACUCUCAGAUGUUGAUACUGUAUUUUAUGUGGCGUUUAUCGUGUGGAACUGUUUGAAUUAAGCUGUCAAAUUAAAAAUGGAAAAGGUUUUUAA
Molecule: messenger RNA, 2952 nt
Organism: Myripristis murdjan (pinecone soldierfish)
Lineage: Eukaryota; Metazoa; Chordata; Actinopteri; Holocentriformes; Holocentridae
Gene: dnajc10
Product: DnaJ (Hsp40) homolog, subfamily C, member 10
Exons: 25
Coding region: 159-2546 (795 amino acids)
Biological process (GO): IRE1-mediated unfolded protein response
Cellular component (GO): endoplasmic reticulum lumen
Molecular function (GO): misfolded protein binding; oxidoreductase activity, acting on a sulfur group of donors, disulfide as acceptor; protein-disulfide reductase activity
Source: RefSeq, a predicted model, not a curated record